This is a messenger RNA of Alnus glutinosa, 2952 nucleotides long. RefSeq lists its product as uncharacterized. The transcript has 6 exons. The coding region runs from base 1 to 2952 and encodes 983 amino acids. Gene Ontology annotation, molecular function: RNA-DNA hybrid ribonuclease activity; nucleic acid binding. NCBI's taxonomy places the organism in Eukaryota, Viridiplantae, Streptophyta, Magnoliopsida, Fagales, Betulaceae. The record is from RefSeq and is a predicted model, not a curated record.
AUGGCUUCAUGGUGGAAGACAAUAAAGAGCUUGCUGCCGGCUAUAGUUGAUAUCCAGAAUUACAGUUUUCGACAUAUAAAUGCAGAGGUACGUUUCAAGAGUGAGGGUGUAGUAUGGAAAUUUACUGGCUUCUACGGGCACUUGGAGACUGCAAGAAGGGAAGAAGCUUGGUCUCUUCUCCGACAUCUUUCUCACAUGCAACCUGUUCCUUGGUUGUGUGUGGGGGAUUUUAACGAGAUUGCCACGGCUGACGAAAAGGGAGGUACCACUGUUAGAUCGCCUCGUCAAAUGGCAGCGUUUCAGAGUGCUCUUGAGGAUAGCCAACUCUUUGAUCUUGGUUAUAUAGGCCCAAAGUUCUCUGGAGCUGGAAGCUGGAAAAAAUGCAAGAGUUUCAGAUAUGAUGCUGGGUGGAAUUCUCAUGUUGAAUUACAACCUUUGAUUCAACAAGUUUGGAGGGCUAAACCUCCUAAACAGAACAAAUGGCAUACUGUCCAGCAUAAUCUUAGAAGUUGUCAACAUGUUUUUCAACGAUGGAGACUUAAUGGUGAGCUGGAUGUUCUGUUAGAGGAAGAAGAACAAAAAUGGAAGCAAAGGGCUAAGGCUAAUUGGCUCCAAUUUGGGGAUCGUAACACCAAAUUUUUCCACGCGUGUGCUAGUGAGAGACAUAGUGGGAAUAUUAUUUCCAGCAUUAAGGACAAGAGUGGUCUUGUUUGUUCCUCGCAAGAAACAAUUGAAGAUGCCUUUAUAGGUUAUUUUCAGGAGCUUUUUUCCACUGGUGAGCCAACCAACGUACAUGAUUGUACACAAGGCCCUGUUAGCCGAGUGACUCCAGAUAUGAAUGCAAGGCUUAUGGCUGUUUUUACUAAAGAAGAAAUCAGUAGUGCUCUACAUCAAAUGCCCCCCAACAAGACACCGGUCCGGAUGGUUUUUCUGCAGCUUUCUUCCAGCAUAAUUGGCCGGCGAUUCAAGGAGAGACCCAUAAGCCUCUGUAAUGUGCUUUAUAAGAUGGUUUCUAAAGUUCUUGCCAAUAGGUUAAAGGAGGUUUUACCUUUUGUAAUCUCUUCUAACCAAAGUGCUUUCAUCCCUGGAAGAUUAAUCACGGAUAACGUUUUAGCAGCUUAUGAGACUCUGCAUACAAGGCAUACUAACAUGUGGAGUAAGGUGGGAUUCAUGGGCAUUAAGCUUGAUAUGAGCAAGGCUUAUGACCGUGUGGAGUGGAAAUUUCUGGAAGUAGUUAUGGAGAAACUGGGGUUUUCUCAAAGAUGGAUUUCUUUGAUUAUGGUUUGUGUCCGGACAAUCUCUUAUGCAGUGGUGGUCAACGAUGAUGCAGAAGUUCUAGUGGGGGCAUUAGCAAAAUUCUUCAAAGAUUCAUUGGAUGAGUUGGGAGCGUAUGGGUUUUUCAAAGAAUCAGGGGGGAAUGGGGUUCAGAGAUUUGGUUUUGUUCAACCAAGCCCUUUUAGCCAAGCAAAUUUGGCGGUUGAUAGAAGACCCCUCUUCUUUAGUAGCUCGUAUUAUGAAAGCCAAAUAUCAUCCCCAGUGUUCGGUAAUUUGGGGAGGAAACCUUCAUUUGCAUGGAGGAGUAUAUUCUCAGCCCAACCGGUGAUUAAAAAUGGGCUUGUAUGGUGGGUGGGAAAUGGUAGAGAUAUAAAUAUUUGGGGUGAAAAAUGGCUUCCAAUUCCAACAACUUUUGCAGCUCAAACUCCAAGGAGAUUUAUGGUAGAACAAGCUCGAGUUGUUGAACUCAUUGAUCCAAUUACCAAGAGUUGGAAUUUGACACUCAUCCGAGCAGUUUUUCAGGAGGAUGAAGCUAAGAUUAUUUCUACCAUUCCCUUAAGUCCUCUUCAGCCAAAGGAUCAAUUAAUUUGGAGAGGUACUAAAAAUGGUAAGUUCACAGUUAGGAGUGCGUACUAUUUGGCAGUUGAGAAACAAGGACAAAGUAGAGGGGAAAGUUCAGGAACCAGCUCUAUGGAAAAAUUAUGGAAGACGAUUUGGUCUUUAGCUAUUCAGAACUUUGUUAAAAUGUUCCUCUGGAAAGCUUGUAACAAUAUUCUCCCAACUAAGGACAACUUGUUCAAGAGAAAAGUGGUGGACCAUACAACAUGCCCAAUCCGUGAAAGGGAUGAGGAAACAGUUCUCCAUGCUCCGUGGGCCUGUCCAGGGGCUCAAGAUGCUUGGGGGUGUGGACUGGCAAAAUUACAAAAAUUAUCUACUAAUCAACUCAGUUUUCUGAACUUAGUUGAGGAGUUGAUGGACAGAUGUGAUAGUGAGGAGAUAGAAUUGGGGGCCGUGCUAACUCGUAAAAUCUGGCUGCGGCGGAAUUCUGUAGUUUAUGGGGGUUUUUUUGCUUAUCUUGUUCAAUUAUUCAAGGAAGCAAAGGUGAGUGUGGAGGAGUUUCACAGGUUUAAUGACAAAGAAAAUGGGGGUAUUGUACUGCAAGAAAAUCUAUCACUACCUAUUUCGAAGCCACCUCCUAGUGGUAUUUUAAAAGCAAACUGGGAUGCAGUUGUGAAGGCACAAGAGGGACAAGUUGGAGUAGGCAUUAUUAUUCGAGAUUAUGAGGGAUAUGUUUUGGCUGCCCGCAGUACCAAUUUCUUUCUUGCAAUAGAUCCCACAAUGGCUGAGGCAUGGGCGGCUCUUCAAGCAGUCCUUUCUUGUAAGGAGUUGGGUUUUUUUGAUAUUUGUUUUGGAGGAGACUCCCUGCAGGUUGUUAAAGAAUGUUCGACAAAUUUGGGCAACAUGAGCAGAUAUGGCCAUAUUUUGGACGGUAUAAAAUCAGGUUUGCAGUCUUUUAGGUCGGCGAACAUAGUUCAUGUCAAACGUGAGGCCAAUUCUGCAGCUCACGAAUUAGCCCGAGCGGCUGUCACCCAUAUUGUAGACUCAAUCUGGAUGGAAGAAAUUCCUCCUCAGAUCUAUAAUAUUGUAAUUAGGGAACUUGUUGUCCCUAUGUUUUGA